AAUUUAAGUUAUAUAAUACUGUUUGAAAUAAUCGUUGAAUCUAUAUAUUCAAAGAGCAAAUAAAAUGUUUUUAUUACUUGAAAUACCUGUAUUGAAGUAACUAAAGAAGUAAAUAUUUGAUCAGUGCAUUACUACUGCAGUGAAGAAAGUUGCAUAUGAAAAAGUAAAUGUAUCUGCCCCUUUACAAUGUAUACGAAAAGAGAUGUGUGGUUAGAAUCUCUGUAUCUAAAUUGGGGUUCUUUACUGUACUACUGCCAUUACUUGCUUUUAUAAUGUGCAUAAUAUUGACAAUGUAUAAAGAUUUCGAUAGAGCAAAUCACACACAUUGCAAUGUACCAAAUAUAUUUCCGUCAAUAUCUGCAUCUAUUGGAAAUUAUGAACCGCAAAGAACAAUUUGGAAGACUGCCAUUUACCUCCAUGCACCUAUUAGAUUCUUUAUAAUAUAUUUGCGAUGGAAAUAUUAUAGGGAAAUUAUAUUAGAUUCAUUUGCUGUUAUAGUUAAUGUAGCCGUAUCCUUAAAUGUAAUAGAAAAUUUAUCACUAGUUGGCCUGACUUAUUGGACUUCAUCUCUUAAUUACCCAUUUCAUGAAGUAUGUUUCAAGACAUUUAUUGGAACUUCAAUAUUUUACAUGUUGAUGACAAGCAUACUGUUAACGCAGUAUCGUAGGAAGUCUCACAUGACUCGUUUAGAGAGGAACUCUGUUAAAUUAAAAUGGAGAACAUUUUCAAUCAAUGUUGUAUCAUUUACAAUUGCAGCUUACUUUUUUUUAAGACACAACAGAUUAUGUGAACCCUAUGUAUACUCAAUGUUCGGGUUUUCUGAAUAUAUUGUUGUGUUCAGCAACAUUGCAUUCCAUAUGACAACGGUGUAUGAUUUGGAAAGGAAAAAUAUUUAUCUCAGUCCAAGAGGUAUAACAUUAGAAUAAAAUAUGCAAGACAAAAGAUAUACAAUCUAUUAUUAUGAUGCCAAUUACUUUAUAGUGACUUUUUGUUAUUUAGAUAUUUGAAGCUUGAGAUUUAGGCUGCAGUUGACUAUUUUUGUAAAUCAAUCUUUUAGUUAAAAUUUUUUUUUUCAAUCAUUUUAUAGAUAGCUAAAUAACUUAUAAUAGCCACAUAAUAUAAGAUUUUGGCUUACUUUUAGUAUUACAUAUGUACUUACUACGGCAACUUUUAUAAUUUUUGUUUUCUAAUGUUAUUUUUAAUCUUCCAUGUGGUCUUCCUUUAUUCAUAGAUUUGUAGAUAAAUUGUAAAUGUACAAUAAUAUUAUAUGUGACAAUCUUAUUUGUAUUUUUCU
This is a messenger RNA of Papilio polytes (common Mormon), 1294 nucleotides long. RefSeq names its product post-GPI attachment to proteins factor 2-like. Gene Ontology annotation, biological process: GPI anchor biosynthetic process. Lineage: Eukaryota; Metazoa; Arthropoda; Insecta; Lepidoptera; Papilionidae. The record is from RefSeq and is a predicted model, not a curated record. Gene Ontology annotation, cellular component: endoplasmic reticulum membrane; Golgi membrane. The coding region runs from base 168 to 926 and encodes 252 amino acids. The transcript has 3 exons.